AUGGCUCAGCAUUCCAAAUUGUCCUCCAUCUUAUUGCUUGCAUUUAUCUACUUUAUACAUGAUACUACUAUAACAGCACGUCGCAUUCUACAAACUCCUAGUUUCUCAACACCCACUACCCCAAGUUUCUCAAUGCCCACUACCCCCAGUUUCUCCAAUUCCCCUAGCCUUUCAAAGCCCGCUACCCCAAGUUUCUCCAAUUCCCCCAGUCUUUCAAAUCCCAAGACUCCUACUUUCUCAAAAUCUGAGACCCCUAGUUUCUCAAAGCACGAGACUCCAAGUUUCUCAAAACCUGAGACCCCUAGUUUCUCAAAGCCCGAAACUCCUAGUUUCUCAAAGCCCGAAACUCCUAGUUUCUCAAAACCCGAAACUCCUAGUUUCUUAAAGCCUGAGACACCUAGUUUCUCAAAUCCCGAAACUCCUAGUUUCUCAAAACCCGAAACUCCUAGUUUAUCAAAACCCGAAACUCCUAGUUUCUCAAAACCUGAGACCCCUACUUUUUCAAAGCCCGAGACCCCUAGUUUCUCAAAACCUGAGACUCUUAGUUUUUCAAAGCCCGAGACCCCUAAUUCCCCGAGGCUCGAAACUCCUACUUUCUCAAAACCUGAGCCUCCUACUUUUUCAAUUUCCCAAAAUCCUAAGACCCCUACUUUCUCAAAGCCCGAGGCUCCUAUUUUCUCAAAAUCAGAGACCCCUUCUUUCUCAAAGCCUGAGACUCCUACUUUUUCAAAGCCCAAAACCCCUAGUUUCUCAAAGCCCGAAACCCCUAGUUUCUCAAAGCCCGAGACCCCUAGUUCCCAAAAGCUUGAGACUCCUACUUUUUCAAACCCCAAGACUUCUACUUUCUCAAAAUCGGAGACCCCUAGUUUCUCAAAGCCUGAGACUCCUACUUCUCCAAACCCCGAAACCCCUACUUUCUCAAAACCCGAAACUCCUACUUUCUCAAAGCCCGAGAUCCCAAGUUUUUCAAAACCAAAGACCCCUAGUUUCUCAAAAUCUAAGACUCCAACUUUCUCAAAACCUGAGACUCCUAGUUCUCCAAAGCCCGAGGCUCCUAACUUUCCAAAGAUCGAGGCCCCUAGUUUUUCAAAGCCUGAAACCCCUAGUUUCUCUAAACCCGAGACACCAACUUUCUCAAAUCCUGAGACUCCGAGUUCCUCAAAGUCUGAGACCCCAACUUUCCAAAAGCCUGAAAUCCCAAGUUCUCCAAAGCUCGAGACCCCAAGUUCUUCAAAGCUUGAGACCCCUAGUUUCUCAAAGCCCGAGACCCCUAGCUUCUCCAAGUCUGAAACUCCUAGUUCUUCAAAGCCUGAGAUUCCAAGUUCCCCAAAACCUGAGACUCCUAGUUUUUCAAAACCUGAGACUCCAACUUUUUCAAAGCCUGAGACUCUGAGUUCCCCAAAGUCUGAGACCCCUACUUUCUCAAAGCCUGAAAUCCCAAAUUCUCCAAAUCCCGAGACCCCAAGUUCCCCUAAGCCUAUGACCCCAAGCUUUUCAAAACCCAAAUAUCCUAGCGUCUCAAAGCCCGAGACUCCUAGUUUUUCAAAGCCUGAGACCCCAAGUUUCUCAAGGCCCGAGACUCCAAGUUUCUCAAAGCCUAAGACCCCAAGUUCCUCGAAGCCCGAGGCUCCAAGUUCUCCAACGCCCGAGAAGUCAAGUUUCUCAAAACCCGAGACUCCUAGUUUCUCAAAGCCUAAGACUCCAAGUUCUCCAAAGCCCGAGACCCCAAGUUCCCCAAAGCCCGAGACCCCUAGUUUCUCAAUGCCCGAGACUCCUAGUUUCUCAAAACCCGAGACUCCAAGUUCCCCAAAGCCCGAGACCCCUAGUUCUCCAAAUCCUAAGACUCCAAGUUCUCCAAAGCCAAAGACCCUUAGUUUCUCAAAGCCCGAAACUCCUAGUUUCUCAAAGCCCGAGACGCCAAGUUCCUCUAAGCCUGAGACUCCUAACUUCUCAAAACCCGAGACUCCAAGUUCUCUAAAUCCUGAGGCUCCUACUUUUUUAAAACCUGAGACCCCAAGUUCUCCAAAGCCCAAGAAUCCAAGUUUCUCAACGCCCAAGACUCCUACUUUCUCAAAGCCCGAGAUCCCAAGUUCUUCAAAAUUUGAGACUCUAAGUUUCUCAAAGCCCGAGACCCCUAGCUCUUUUAAGCCUAAGACUCCUAGCUUUUCAAAGCCCAAGACACCAAGUUCGCCAAAGCCCGAAACGCCAAGUUCUCCAAAGUUCGAGACUCCUAGUUCCUCAAAGCCCGAGAAUCCAAGUUCCCCAAAGACCGAGAAUCCAAGUUCCCCAAAGACCGAAACUCCAAAUUUCCCAAAGCCUGAGACCCCAAGUUCCCCAAAGCCCAAUACACCUAGUUUCCCAAAGUCUGAUACCCCAAGUUUCUCAAAUUCUAAGACCCCAAGUUUUCCAAAACCUGAAACUCAUAGUUCCCAAAAGCCUAAGACACCGAAUUCCCCAAAUCCUGAGACGCCAAGUUCGCCUAAGUCUGAGAUCCCAAGUUCUCCAAAUUUCGAGACUGUUAGUUUCUCAAAACCUGAGACCUCUAAUUCCUCCAAACUUGAGAUUCCAACAACCCCAGAGCUCGAGACUCGUAGUGUCUCUAUGCAUGAAAUACCAAGUGUUCCAAAGCGUGAGCUACCAACUACCCCAAAGCCUGAGAUCCCAACUUUUACAAAGCCUAAAUUACCAGUUGUUUCAAAUCCUGAGAUUCCAAGUGUGAUAAAGAUAGAAAAUCCAAAACUUUCUAAACCAACAUUGUCAACUUCUCCAUGAGUAACUAUGGUGUUAUUCAUGUGGCAUGACUUGUCCUAGC
Molecule: messenger RNA, 2812 nt
Organism: Solanum verrucosum
Lineage: Eukaryota; Viridiplantae; Streptophyta; Magnoliopsida; Solanales; Solanaceae
Product: proline-rich extensin-like protein EPR1
Source: RefSeq, a predicted model, not a curated record